GCCAGAGCUCCUUUCUUAUCGCACCUGCCUAUAUCUCCGUACUCCGUUGUUCUUGCAGUUUGAGACCCACAUAGCGCCCAGCCCCGCCUUAAGUCAGUUCUUCUCCGAUAGUCUCUUCAUCGCUGCCCUCUUGAGUCGCUGUGCGGCGCUGGCUUGCAAAACACACUCGCAUAGCUACAUUACAACAGUGCACCCCUGGCUGUACUGAGAAAACACAGCUAGUAGCUUGCUAGCUCUGUAUAGCUAAAAUUAAAAACCAUGUCCACCACCACCGGCGGAGAGUUUGGUAACCCCCUGCGGAAAUUCAAGCUUGUUUUUCUGGGCGAGCAGAGCGUGGGGAAGACCUCGCUCAUCACCAGGUUUAUGUAUGAUAGCUUUGAUAACACCUAUCAGGCAACUAUUGGUAUAGAUUUCCUAUCCAAGACCAUGUAUUUGGAGGACCGUACGAUUCGCCUCCAGCUCUGGGACACUGCCGGGCAGGAGCGCUUUCGCAGUCUCAUUCCCAGCUACAUCCGCGAUUCAGCUGCUGCUGUGGUGGUCUAUGAUAUAGCAAACCUCAAUUCAUUCCAGCAAACCUCAAAGUGGAUUGAUGAUGUCAGAACAGAAAGAGGAAGUGAUGUCAUCAUUAUGCUGGUUGGGAACAAAACGGACUUGGCUGAUAAAAGACAGGUAUCUGUUGAGGCUGCAGAGAGGAAAGCACGGGAGCUCAAUGUGAUGUACAUAGAGACCAGUGCCAAGGCAGGAUAUAACGUCAAACAGCUGUUCCGCCGUGUGGCCGCUGCCUUACCUGGGAUGGAUAACGCUCCUGAGAAGAGCAAAGAGGACAUGAUUGACAUCAAACUGGAGAAGCCACCAGAACAGCCUGUGACUGAGAGCAGUUGCUCAUGCUAAUGCCCACGUCCCCCGUCCCCCCCCCCCUUUUUGCGCCUCCCAAUAGCUUGUUUCUCAUUGGCCAUUUGCACCAACAACGGCGGCGUGCCAUUGGCUGGAGAAUCUAUUCCCGUUGGCUCAGUGACUUUUCGGAGUAACCGUGUGGAUGUGCUAUUACUCUGUAUUUAAACAAAUAAAUAAAAAAAAUAAAACAUUUUAAGGCUUAAAAAAAAGAGAGAAACCCAUUAAACCACAGAAUAAGUUAAAUACCAAUUUGUUCAAAAUAUCUAUUUCAACUGCAUGACAUAUAUAGGACUGCAGACUGAUAGCUUCUCCCACCACUCUUGAGUUCUUGCACUUUUUUGAAGCAACAUCAGUGCUGUCACAUUUGUCAUUGUUGUACAAUAAUGUUGGAGGUUGGCCCUGUAUUCACAGGCUAAUAUUGAAUAUCCCAUAAGGCCUCUGUUGUUCUGAAAUGAGUGACAUCUGUGUAUCUGCAUUUAUUUGGACUUUGGUUUCAUUUCGUCGAUUUUGAAUAAGACAAGUUCUCGAUUGCUUGGUGUCUGGCUACUUUUCAUUUUUAUUGGGAGAGUGAAGAGGGGAGGUGUCUUCACUGACCUUUUAACAGAGCUUCUGUUUCUAAUUCCCAAAAUUUUCAAUUGAACCCCCCCCCCCCCCCGCCCCCCCAAAAUAAGACUGGACGACACAAGGCCAGGCCAGGGUCAUCCGUUAGUGACACAGUUAAUACUUCAAAAGGACCAAAAAAUUACAAUAACUUGACUAGAAGAAAAGGGGAUUUUUGCCUUCUACAGCCUCAGCAAGGAGGGUCGGUUAUGGCUGAAUUACUGCAUCCAUCAGCAUUGUCCAUUCAAUUCUUAUAUGCUUUUUUCAGCCAUUACUUUUUUUAAAAUAUAUAGUUUUUUUGUUGUUGUUUUUGUUUUAUUUGGUGACUUUUUAUCUCAGGCUAUUAACAGCCAAAGAGGGCUAAACUCUGAAAGGGUUAGUUUGACGGCAAACUACUAGCAGUAAGCCACGCCCAUUUUUAUACCCAAGUUAUGUGGGGAUGCUCCAAACAGAAUGUACUACUGACUGGUAGAUGAAAUAGGUGUAUGUGUAUUUCCAGAAAAGGGAAAUUUACCCCAGAUCCUCUUUUAAAUUGUUCUUUGAACAAACGACCGUGGCAUUUAUACUCAUGUAAAACCUGUUCAGUCUAGCUGUUCUGUUCAUUGACCCCUUUCUCUGCUUGUAUAAAACAAAACGAAAAAGUAUAUAUAUUUUUGUUUAUUUUCCACCUCGUUUCUAACGCAAGAAUGAGAAAAUGGGUUGGUGCUCCUCAGCCAGCUCCCCUGGCGCACUGACAGAAAGGGUUCUUGACACUAUUGUGGAGCUGCGCGCUCAAUUUGCUGGACUAGGUAAAGGACGUUGUAAAAAGCCAUGCUUGCCUGCUCACACACACCGUGCACUGUAUCGUUCCGCUAUAUCAAAGAUGUCCGCAGCUUGACGAUCUGCUUUAGUAAUCGGAGAUUUAGAUUUGUUGAGCGGAUAGUGGCAGUUCAGUCUUUUUUUGAUGAUACUGUUAGCUGUUGGUAAGCACCCUUGCCGUAUAAAAACACAGACGCACCUACCUGCUGCUUUUGCUCGUGCAAGUGGGUUUCAUAUCUCUUAUUUUCUAGUUUUUAAUUAGCAAGAGAAAAUGGAAUUGUGUAACCAAAACCGUUAUUAUUAUUAUUAUUGCAGACUUGAGAUGAGUAAGUUAUUUUUUAUUUAAUUGUUAGCAUGUCUUUUGUUUUACUGUGCCUCAAAGUGAGGGCUGGGCCUUUUUGUUUUUAUUUUCCAUGUUGGUGUGAUCAUGCUGGGUGCUCCGACCCCCAGGGCUGGUUUGUGUUGUCAGUGUCGCAUCAGAAAGUAUCAACUGAGUUAGAACGAAUGUAGUGAGCAAAGAAUGCAUUACUUCAGUUAGCCAUUUUUCCUUUUAAUCCACGUACGUGCACAGAAAGAAACAAACACACUUGUCUCGUCUCACCUGCACCAGCGCACAUACAUACUUGCUAUAGUUCGGGGAAAAAGUUUAAACAUUUAACAUAUUAAUAUGUAGAUAAAUAUUUAAUUCUCUUGUAUGAAACAACCCUCUUUGCCUAAACAGAUCUCUUAUUACUUGUCACUGACUGAAAUCGAAUAUUCAGCUGUGCUAUUCUGGAGUGUGUCUGUCCAUUUGAAACAUGCUGUCUACUAGUCUUUAGCAAUGUUUGUGUGAAUAAUGUACUAUUACUAUCUGCUGUAAAAAAAAAAAUAAUAAAAAUUAAAAAAUGAGUAAGAAACAGAAGUGUAUCACAUGAAAUAAAGAUAUUUCACCGAAUGUUAA
Messenger RNA from Anguilla anguilla (European eel), 3232 nucleotides. It is a transcript of the gene rab41, whose product is annotated as RAB41, member RAS oncogene family. Lineage: Eukaryota; Metazoa; Chordata; Actinopteri; Anguilliformes; Anguillidae. The record is from RefSeq and is a predicted model, not a curated record. Bases 259 to 891 code for a protein of 210 amino acids. Gene Ontology annotation, molecular function: GTPase activity; GTP binding. The transcript is spliced from 8 exons.